UCUUUCUUCUCAUAUAAUGUUCACAAUUAUAUCGUCAAACUAUGUAUAAGUACAGAUGCGUCCUGGCAAAAGACCCUCUUCUAAGUCCUUUUUAAACCAAACUAUGGGAGUGGACAAAAAUCCAAUCCCCAGUGGAGAUAGAGAAGGAAGUGGGAGAGUGCGUAAUCAAAUAUGGACCCGCACUGCAAACUGGACUGAGCAUUUGGACUCUAUUCUAUUGAGUAUUAUGAUAGAGGAACAUACACUUGGAAACUACGUAAAUGGUAUUUUCAAGCAAGUAGCGUGGGUUCGAAUCAUUUCAUCGUUCAACUCGAAAUCAAACCAGAACCUGUCGAAGAAUCAAAUAAAGAAUCGCCUCAAAGUUCUCAAGAGAUUGUACCUCACCUAUCACACUUUGGCAAAUAAGAGCAGUUGGGGGUGGGACUGUGUGAAUAAUAUUCCCACAGCCGGUGAUCCCUGUGAUUGGGACGCAGUCAUAGCGGAGAAUCCGGCUUACGCGAAGUGCAGGGACAAACCUUUGCGGCAUAUAAGGAUAUUGAAUUCCUUUCUAGAUCGACUACUGCCACGGGACGAUUUGCAAUGUCCUCGCAGAUGCCGGUAGCUAUAAUUGAUAGCUCUUCCUCUUCUUCUCCUGGUGAGGAGGAUACUAUAAUGGGUGUUAGGGAGAUAUCGUUAAAUUACUUAUCCCCUCGCUUUGAACCAGGUUCCUCAAGCUCACCAAUACCUGAAAAUGUACCCGGUAAUAAUACUUCGCGUUCCUCCAGCCCUCCACUAGUGCCACCAAAUGUAGGAGGUAGUGCUAGUGGUUCAGGAUAUAGCUCCGCAGGUAAAAGACCUCGCUCCCCACAAGCGUCAAUUCCUCCAAAGAAACAAUCAGCUUCUGCCGCGGGACGAAAGAAAAAAAGUGACAUUGCCGGUGAAGCAAUAGUUGAAUUGGUUGAAAUUGGAAAACAAAAGCUUGAUUUUGUAAAGCAUAUGUAUCAACAAGAUACCAGCAAUCAGAGUUCUAUUCCUUCAAUUGAAGUGUGCAUGGAGAGGGUUUAUAAUCUGCCUGGAAUAACAGAUGAGCAGGCAUUAGCUGCAGGGGAAGCUUUGAUGAAUGACAAACACCGACGAUUAUUUAUGACAAUGAAAGAUCGACUUGCAAUUAGGUGGAUAGAGCGCCAAGUCUCGCUCCAAGACGUAUUAUAUAAGCAAAACUUUCCUGGUUUCUAGUAGGCGUAUGUUAUUGUGUUGUGCUGUUUGUAUUUUAGAGUAGUUAGUUGUGUGUUGAGGCAUGUACGUUUUAAAAUAGUAUGUUUGCUUACUCGUAUUAUUGUUAGGUUUUAUGUCUGCUUAUGAACAUUAUUUGCUUUCAUGUGUCUUUUUUUUAUGUUGUAUGUUUAGACUUGAUUAUGCAUCAUGUUUCAUCUUGCUUAAUAUGUCAUAUGGAUUGCGUUCGAUUUAAUGUAUGAUAUUAUCCUUGCAGCAGUGAUGGCUGAUAGAUUGUAUCGUUCAGUUUUUUCUUCGACAACAUUAGCAAAUAUUAUGUCAAUAUUAGAUGAUGAUGAUGACUACUGGGAUCAAGUAUAUGUGAUACUAUUUGGUCAAGACUUUCUGACAUUUUCUAAUUCACUAUUAUACAAACGGCCGUGUCGUACUCGACCCUUUACUGGACACCAAAUGGUAUGUGAUAUUUUGAAUGGUCAUCCAGACAGAGGGUACGACCAAUUUCGCAUGACGACUACAUCUUUCGUUGCACUCCGUGAUGUUCUAUUGGCUCGGGGCCUGAUAAGAGGAACACGAUAUAUGACCGCUGAUGAACAACUAGCAAUAUUUUUAUUUUGCGUAGGUCAUGGUGUAGCAAAUAGAGUACUUGCUGAAACAUUCCAACAUUCUGGGGAAACAAUUAGCAGACAUUUCAACAAUGUCUUGCGGGGUAUUGUAAUGUUGAAAGAUGAUUACCUUUCUUUGCCGCCAAAUAAUGCAAUGGUGCAUCCAAGAAUUCGUGAUAAUCUCAAUUUUCAUCCUUUCAAGAAUGCAAUUGGCGCGAUAGACGGAACACACAUUCCUGUGAUUGUACCAAGGAGCGAUCAACCACGAUUUCGAUGUCGCAAAGGGUUCACAUCCCAAAAUAUGAUGGCGGCAGUCUCAUUUGACCAUACUUUUUUCUUCGUAUGCACAGGUUGGGAAGGAUCAGCUGCAGAUAUGCGUGUACUUCGAUGGGCAUGCGACAGUGGAGGAUUUACAGUUCCAGAUGGUAAAUAUUAUUUGGUUGAUUCGGGGUACGCAAACACCGACAAAUUUCUUGCACCCUACCGAGGUGAGCGAUAUCAUCUAAGUCAGUUUGACAGUACUGCAAGAGCCCGGACGCAUCGCAACCCCAAAGAUCUCUAUAAUCAUCGACAUGCUCAGUUGAGAAAUGUCGUAGAAAAAACUUUCGGUAUAUUAAAGAAGCGGUUUAAAAUUCUAAAUCACGCAACACCGUUUUCGUAUAAAGUACAGUGUAUGAUUGCUAUGGCAUGUUGUAUAGUUCAUAAUUUCAUUCGAAGAUCACAAGGGAAUGAUAUGUAUUUUAAUGAAGAGAUAGACCAAGUGCAUACGAGUGAUGAUGACGAGUACGUGACAAAUACUGUCGGCACAGAUGAAUCAAGACGCGGCGAUAUUAUGCGUAGAACUAUAACCGAGCAGUUAUGGAGUAGCAGAUGUUGAAUGUUUGGUACCGCAACUCAUUGUGACUAUUGUCUAUGGUUUAUGUAUGCUUAAAUACUGUAACUAUUAUCUAGGUUAUGUUUGUAUUGAUGCAUAUGUUAUGUUGUUUGAAUGUUUGGUAUUAAACUCAUUGUAAUUAUCGUCUAUGAUUUAUGUAUGUUGAAACAUCUGUGGUUUAUCUAGAUUUUUAUUGUAUUGACGCAUAUUAUAUGUUGUUUGCUA
Molecule: messenger RNA, 2913 nt
Organism: Ananas comosus (pineapple)
Lineage: Eukaryota; Viridiplantae; Streptophyta; Magnoliopsida; Poales; Bromeliaceae
Exons: 4
Coding region: 1447-2691 (414 amino acids)
Source: RefSeq, a predicted model, not a curated record